This is a messenger RNA of Bombina bombina (fire-bellied toad), 665 nucleotides long. It is a transcript of the gene TMEM256, whose product is annotated as transmembrane protein 256. The transcript is spliced from 4 exons. The record is from RefSeq and is a predicted model, not a curated record. NCBI's taxonomy places the organism in Eukaryota, Metazoa, Chordata, Amphibia, Anura, Bombinatoridae. Bases 18 to 362 code for a protein of 114 amino acids.
GUUUUGUAUGAGUAAAGAUGGCGCGUUCAAAGUUGUGGGGGCGUGUCGGAGCCGUAUCAGGGGCUUUGGCUGUGAUAGCAGGGGCUUAUGGGGCACACGGACUAAGACGCAGUGAUAUAGAUGAUUAUCUUAAAGAGCUAUUUGCAACAGGGAACCAGUACCACUUCCUGCACAGCCUGGCAUUAUUGGCAGUACCACAUUGCAGACGCCCACACUUGGCUGGAUCUUUCCUAACAUCUGGAAUGGUUCUCUUCUGCGGAACAUUUUAUUACCAUGCUUUGACUGGAGACCCCACUCUUACCAAAGCUGCACCCUAUGGGGGAACACUCCUUAUUUUGGGUUGGGCUGCUAUGGCACUUUGACAUUUUUGUUUUCUGUAACAGGUGUCGGACUUUCCAUGUAAGCUCAGGUUUGUUGUAUUUCGUGGAUGGUGAAAUGGAUACAAAAAUUAUCAGCGUAAAUGAGAAUAUAAUUUUUUGGAUGCUAAAGUACAUUAUUCAUUGCUUUUUCAGUCCUCAGCUUUAUUUUUUUUUUACCAUUCCUUGGCCAAUUUUUGCCUCUUGCUUCUAUGUAAUUACUUUUUGGUGAUUUUUCUAACUUUGUAAAAAAAUGUAAAGUGAAACGAACUAUAUAAAAAAUGCUUUACAAUGCUUGGUUUUAUUGUA